GCAUCCACGUCACAGCUCGCCUCCUAGUUGUGGAGUCCGCUACUGCUCGGCGCUGUCAAGCCGCCGGUCAGCGAUUCCAUGAGACGGCGUUCUCCUGCCGCGCUUACGAUAAAAGCGGUUCAACUGUCACACAGACCCACAAACAGCGUUGAUAUUGUUUGCAUUAGAUCGUUCUGAGCUCGACUGGUGUGGCACUACAGAGCCAUCAUGAACUAGCGUCGGCAGCUAAGCCAUCCUAGCAUUUCCCCAUACAGCCUGGCGAGGCACUCGCAUGUGAGCCGAAACCCGGUGAAACGAACGCUCAAAUAACAAAGAGAAAUGGCAGACAGUGCAGGUCUCCAGUUUGUCAGCUCCUAUGCUUUCGAAGCCAUGCAGAAGGUGGAUGUCCGAAGGCUGGCAGCCCUGGGUGAUCCAGAACUGAGGCUCCUGCUCCCCUGUCUUGUGAGGAUGGCUCUGUGUGCCCCUGCUGAUCAAAGUCAUUCAUGGGCUGAGGACAAGAAGCUCAUCCUACGUUUGCUGUCUGGAGUGGAGGCUGUCAACUCCAUUGUAGCACUUUUGUCUGUCGACUUUCAUGCAUUGGAGCAGGAUGCGCGGAAGGAGCAGCAACUCAGGUACAAGGCCGGUGGGUCGAAUGGAGAGAGUGUUUUGGUGUCACAGCUUCAACAUGGCUUGACCUUAGAGUUCGAACACAGUGAUCCUCUGAGACGCCUCAGGCUGACCCUCAGUGAACUCCUGGCUAUCAUGAAUAAGGUGACUGACUCAAACGGGGAGUUCUUCCUGAAGUCUUCGGAACUCUUUGAGAGCCCUGUGUACUUGGAGGAGGUUGCUGAUGUCCUUUGCAUUCUGCAAGCUGAGCUGCCGUCCCUCCUGCCAAUACUGGAUGUAGCAGAGGCUUUGCUGCAUGUCCGCAACGGAGACUGGUUCUUGUGUCUGCUGGUUGCCAAUGUUCCCGACAGCUUCAAUGAAGUGUGCAGAGGUUUGAUCAAGAAUGGAGAGCGUCAAGAUGAGGAAAGUGUUGGUGGUCGCCGAAGAACUGAAGCGCUCCGUCGACUCUGCCAGAUGAACCCGUCCCAGGCUCUCAACAUCAGAGCCAUGGUGGUUGAGGAAUGCCAUCUUCCUGGGCUUGGGGUGGCUCUGACUCUGGACUACAAACCUGACACACCAGAUGAGGCUGUCAGCCCCCUUGUGUCUUUUGUCAGUGGCUUGCUGCUGGGUACCAAUAGCAAAGUUCGAACUUGGUUCAGUAUGUUCAUUCGCAAUGGGCAGCAGAGAAAAAGGGAAAGCAGCUCAGUGUUGUGGCAGAUGCGCAGGCAGCUACUGCUGGAGCUGGUCGCCAUCCUGCCACGUUCACGCAGCACUAAUGUUCCCAUCGACGGUGACAUUGGCGGCUCAAGCGGCUCAGGAUAUUCUGGCCUCAGAGAGGAGCAUGUGGUGAAGGCUAGUGCUCUUCUGCGACUCUACUGUGCUCUCAUGGGCAUCGCAGGUCUCAGACCUACUGGUGAAGAGGCAGAGCAGCUGCUGCAGCUGAUGACCAGCCGACCCCCUGCCACUCCUGCUGGCGUUCGCUUUGUCUCACUGUCCUUUUGCAAGUUGCUAGCUUUUCCAACUCUGGUCAGCACCCCAGAACAAGAGCAGUUGAUGGUCAUCUGGCUGAGCUGGAUGAUCAAAGAAGAAGAGUACUUUGAAAGUGCUGCUGGAGUGUCUGCUUCCUUUGGAGAGAUGCUGUUACUAGUUGCCAUGUAUUUCCAUAGCAACCAGCUGAGCUCCAUUAUAGAGCUGGUGUGUUCUACUUUGGGCAUGAAGAUUGCCAUCAAACCAAGCUCUUUAAGCAAAAUGAAGACCAUCUUCACGCAGGAGAUUUUCACAGAACAGGUUGUAACAGCCCAUGCAGUGAGAGUUGCAGUAACCAACAACUUGAGCGCCAACAUCACUGGAUUCCUCCCUAUUCACUGUAUUUAUCAGCUGCUUCGGAGCCGAGCCUUCACCAAGCAUAAAGUCUCAAUCAAGGACUGGAUCUACCGCCAGCUCUGCGAGACGACCACUCCUAUCCACACUCAGCUCAUUCCCUUAAUUGACGCCUAUGUGAAUUCCAUCCUCACGCCUGCUUCAAAGGCAAACCCAGAAGCCACCAACCAGCCAAUCACAGAACAGGAAAUCCUCAACGUCUUUGAAGCAUCUGGCGGACAGUGUGACAGUAUUCUGGGAGGACGGCAACGCUACUCCAUCACCACUCAGCUUCUCAUCCUCUACUACAUCUUGUCUUAUGAGGAGAACCUGUUAGCAAGUACCAAACAACUCGCUAUGAUGCAGAGGAAGCCAAAGUCUUACUCACCAGCCCUGAUGGACCAGAUCCCUAUCAAGUACCUGGUUACGCAGGCGCAGGGCUUACAGCAGGAACUUGGAGGUCUACACUCUGCGCUGCUGAGGCUGUUGGCCACCAACUACCCUCAUCUGUGUCUGGUUGAGGACUGGGUUUGCGAGGAGGAGGUGACUGGCACUCUGCCCCUGCUGAGAAAGAUGAUGCUCUCGAGCAAAACCUGCCGAUACAGUCAGAGCCAAGUCCAUCAGGCUUUCGAGAAAUUGCCGUCCAGCAGUCCCAGGCUGAUGAGAAUCCUGGAGCACUUGACGCUGCUAUCUCCCGGGGACCUAAUCCCAUAUGCAGAGGCCCUCACCUCCAGCAUGGCUUUGCUGCUGGAACCUGCGGUGCCACGUCGGAUACUGCAGACUCUCAACAGACUGUGGAUGGGCCUGAACACUGUGAUGCCCCGCAGAUUGUGGGUCAUGACGGUGAACGCCCUCCAGCCCUCAGCGAAGCUGCUGCGACAGCAGAAAUACACUCAGAACGACCUGAUGGUGGAUCCACUCAUUGUGCUUCGGUGUGAUCAGAAGGUCUACAGGUGUCCACCUUUAAUGGACAUUGUCCUACACAUGUUGAAUGGCUACCUGCUGGCCUCAAAAGCAUACCUUCACUGCCACUUGAAGGAAACGGCGGACUUUGAUAGGCAGAGCCAGACAGUUUCAAACCUGGGGGUUCCUGGGCAGCCAGACACCCCUGAGGUCACCAGGGAGGAGCUGAAGAAUGCCCUACUAGCAGCUCAGGACAGUGCCGCGGUGCAGAUUCUGCUGGAGGUGUGCAUGCCAACCUCGGAAGAACAGCUAAUGGGGACCGACACUCAGAGUCUGCUCGGGAGCAUUAGAAGGGCAGGAGCAGGAAAAUCCAAAGCAGGAAGUCCAGGAGCCAUGAAAGGCAUUGAAUCUGAGGACGGCUUGUUGAGUGACCUGAGGGAGGUGCAGUGUCUGAUCUGCUGCCUGCUGCAUCAGAUGUUCAUCGCAGACCCCAAUAUAGCAAAGCUGGUUCACUUCCAGGGAUAUCCUCAGGCCCUGCUGCCCCUGACGGUGGCUGGAAUCCCCUCAAUCCAUAUCUGUCUGGACUUCAUCCCAGAGCUCCUGGCCCAGCCACAGCUGGAGAAGCAGAUCUUUGCAAUCCAAUUACUGUCGUACCUGUGCACCCAGUAUGCUCUCCCCAAGUCUCUCAGCGUUGCACGGCUGGCCAUCAGUGUCAUGGGCACGCUUCUCACAGUGCUGACUCGCACCAAGCGCUACUCCUUCUUCAUGCCGACGCUGCCUUGCUUGGUGGCCUUCUGUCAGGCCUUCCCACCCCUCUAUGAAGAGGUUGCUGCUCUGCUUAUCCAAGUUGGACAAGUGUGCGCCUCAGAUGUGGCCACAAAAACCAGAGACAUUGAUCCACUCAUCACACGUUUGCAGUAUUUGAAGCAGAAGCCACUGGAGACUCGAGGAGACUUGCCUGCCAAACCCGCUUUACCUCGAACCCUGGCAGAAGAGCUGGGCGGUGCCGACCCAGAUGUGCAGCUCUGCUACUGUGUGGAGACCACUUUCAUGGACAUCAUCAGCUCCACGCUGCACGGCCUCUAGAUGCUCCUCACAGUCACGGAGAGCAGAUCUGAAUCUUCACCUGUCAACGCAAAGCAAAUCACCGUCUGUCGCUCAUGGCCUUAAGACACUGCAAGGCUUUGAAUGAUGUUUGUGUUGUUGACUUGCUGGACCAGGACCAGGAGGUCUGUCGCCUUAAGAUGAGACUGGCAUCUUUUCCUUCAACAUGGAACUUUUGUGCAUCAUUGAAUACCAUGAAAUCGAUUGCAUUUUGCAGACAUGUCUUUCCUAUCUGUCAGCUGAAUCUUUUCUACUGUGUUUUGUUUGUAAUAAAACAAAUAAUGGCCACAAAAGUGCAUUGUAUAACAACACACUUUGACUUUGAUCGCCAUGGUUGCUCUGCCUCUUAUAUCUCAUAUUUCAAUAUAUUAUGUUGGUAUCAAGUGUAUUUUUAAAAUAUCUUAAUAAAUUCCACAAGUUUCUCAU
This is a messenger RNA of Synchiropus splendidus (mandarinfish), 4377 nucleotides long. It is a transcript of the gene ints2, whose product is annotated as integrator complex subunit 2. Lineage: Eukaryota; Metazoa; Chordata; Actinopteri; Syngnathiformes; Callionymidae. The record is from RefSeq and is a predicted model, not a curated record. Gene Ontology annotation, cellular component: integrator complex. Gene Ontology annotation, biological process: snRNA 3'-end processing. The coding region runs from base 319 to 3933 and encodes 1204 amino acids. The transcript is spliced from 25 exons.